GGCACUCUAGUAGAUUCCGGCUUGGCGGCUAUGCGCAGACUCGCACAAACGUGGAUACUAUACCCUCAGACCUUUGACAUUUCGAACGUUUGUUUCUUUGCGACACCAUGGUAUAGCCGUACCGGUUGACGUUUGCGUGACCCAGGGUACAGACUUGUGCUCCGGUUUAGUUCAUUAUUCGUCGUCCAUUAAGCGAAAUGCCUAAAUACUGUACGGCUCCCAACUGCAGGAACGACGCUGGUAGCACCGGCUCAGACAGGAAGAGCUUCUACAAGUUUCCACUGCAUGACCAAGCCAGGCUGCAGCAGUGGCUGAAAAACAUGGGCCGGGAGGGUUGGACGCCUUCACGGCACCAGCACAUCUGCCACGAGCACUUCACACCCUCCUGCUUCACCAUGCGAUGGGGGAUCCGCUACCUCGCCAGCGACGCCGUGCCGACCAUCUUCCAGCUCUCUGAAAAUGCAGAGAAACGUAGAAGCACCAGUAACGCUGACAGGAAAGCAAAGAGAAUACGGCCUUCCAGCAAGAAAGCUGUGUUGACUGUGCCAUUGGAGAAGACAUCCAACUGCGAUAGUGUGCACCAAGAUGGCAAUGUUGGCUCCGUGCAGCUGUACACCAUUACGGUGGAGCCUUCUCUGCUGCUGGAAUCAAGCACCAUGGAACAGUCCAUGGGAUCUGCCCCCACUGCCUUAGCCCUACCAGCAGUUGACGGACAGGAUAGCCUGGGAGAUGAUUUUCCAAUGACGCUGUUUCAAGCUGUGGAGGAUUUCAGCAUGUCUGGCGGAGGGGAGUGUGCCGAAGUCAUGGUACUGUCCAAGGGUGCAUCGACGGACAGUGAAGAUGCAGUGGAGGGCAUAGCAACUGCUCUCUUGGCAGAAGGCCAGGAGGUGGUCAUACAUGAUGCUGUUGGCCAGGGAGCAGUGGGCCCCUCCUCACUGGUUAUUGAGAACAUGGCCCUGGAGACAGUGGAGCCCCCUGCAGGCCAGGAUGACCGCGGUAUCCAGAUCAUUGCUUACUUCGAGACUAUUCCCAGCGUCCUUCCAGCCGGCCCCACUCAUUCUGGCCUAACACCCGACACAGUGCUGUCCUCUGCCCUCAGCCCUCAGCCCAUAGUCUCCACUCUUCCCAUUGUGUCCAAACACAUGACCCCCUUGCCAGGCUCCCUGGUUCUCGCUUCAGAGAGGCCUGAGAGUUCAGAGACGGAGGUGGAGGGGCAAAGGGAGGAAAAGGAAGAGGAUGGUGUAGAGCACCAGGGGAAACAACUGGAUGAGCACCGCUACCACAAGAACAGCCUGAGUAAGGAGCAGCUGGAAGUCAUUGUGACAGAGCUGCAGAAGAAGGUGAAGGUGCUGCAGCAGAGGCACCGGAGGCACCUGGACAAGCUGCUGGGCCUGGAGAGCACAGUGAGCCAGCUGAGGCACAGCAAGCUGCUGAGUGAGGAGCGACUGAGCCUUCUGGAGAGGGCCUACGUUCAGACGAGUGCUGUUGUGUCAGAUGCUGGGGAAACAGUGGCCAUCAUUUGUGAAGAUGAGAAGAUGGCGUACCUCUACUCUCUGCCGGAGUAUGGCAUCGGGGAGGGACUUGAACAGGACAUGGAGGGUCCCGCUGCACUAUCGGAGAGCUGACAUCCAUUCUGAGCUGUCCUUACCAAAAAGGGAGGGGGAUAUGUGGAAGCACUUAGUUUCUGUCUUCUGUGUGGUAGAGAGGACCAAGUGUUCUUCCUAAAACACUAAACAGACCUGCACUGUGGCACUGGUGCAAUGAGAUUGGAAUUGUCCCCUUGGGGAAUCAUACUCUCCCCAGGGUUACACUGGUUUCUUGUUAUUUGUGAAUUUUCCUGGACUGGUGAACCCCCUCUGUGAUUUAUAUAUCUUUGCGACUGGAGCAGCUUGAAGUUCAUCCUUUUCUCCUUUCCUGAACUGACUUAAUUUUUCUGCGAAACACCCGCCACUGCUUAAAUCCUGAGGUGGUGACCAGUGUUUAAUGGGGAUGAAGUUAAUUUAGUGAAUCGUGCAGGGAAAGAGGCGUGUGAUUCUUGAUUUAUAUACACUGCAGAAUGCCUUUUGGAAAUAUGGAGCUGGAGCAGUAAAGUGUAUUUGUACUUUGCCAAA
Messenger RNA from Paramormyrops kingsleyae, 2111 nucleotides. RefSeq names its product THAP domain-containing protein 5-like. NCBI's taxonomy places the organism in Eukaryota, Metazoa, Chordata, Actinopteri, Osteoglossiformes, Mormyridae. The record is from RefSeq and is a predicted model, not a curated record.